Molecule: messenger RNA, 636 nt
Organism: Lolium rigidum
Lineage: Eukaryota; Viridiplantae; Streptophyta; Magnoliopsida; Poales; Poaceae
Product: glycine, alanine and asparagine-rich protein-like
Exons: 2
Coding region: 1-636 (211 amino acids)
Source: RefSeq, a predicted model, not a curated record
AUGGGGGCGGGGGGCGGCACACAGUGUACGCUCCUGGCCCUGAACAUUCUCUUCUUCACCUUCGCCAAUGCCACCGGACGUCCCUGCCCUCCAAGCGGGGGCAGCGGCGGGGGUGGGAGUGGUGGCGGUGGCGGAGGAGGGGGAGGGGGAGGCGGCAACUGCGGCGGCAACUGUGGUGGCGGCGGGAACGGAGGUGGCGGCGGAAACGGGGGUGGCGGAGGAGGGGGCGGGGGAGGCGGCAACUGUGGCGGCAACUGUGGUGGCGGCGGCAAUGGUGGUGGAGGCGGGAACGGUGGCGGCGGAAAUGGUGGUGGCGGAAACGGUGGUGGCGGAAACGGAGGUGGCGGCAAUGGCGGCGGCGGGAAUAACAACGCUACCCAGUGCCCGGUGGACGCGCUGAAACUGGGCGUCUGCGCGAACGUGCUCGGGCUGCUGAACGUGACUCUGGGGAGUCCGCCUGUGCUGCCGUGCUGCUCGCUGUUACAGGGGCUGGUGGACCUAGAGGCGGCGGUGUGCCUGUGCACGGCGCUCAGGCUCAACCUUCUAGGCAUCAACCUGAACCUGCCUAUCAGUCUCAGCCUCGUCCUCAACAACUGCGGCAGGAACGUCCCCUCCGGCUUCCAGUGCCCCAACUGA